Molecule: messenger RNA, 1729 nt
Organism: Pogoniulus pusillus (Red-fronted tinkerbird)
Lineage: Eukaryota; Metazoa; Chordata; Aves; Piciformes; Lybiidae
Gene: FOXRED1
Product: FAD dependent oxidoreductase domain containing 1
Exons: 10
Coding region: 53-1585 (510 amino acids)
Biological process (GO): mitochondrial respiratory chain complex I assembly
Cellular component (GO): cytoplasm
Molecular function (GO): oxidoreductase activity
Source: RefSeq, a predicted model, not a curated record
UGUCCGGGGCGCAGGGGGCGUGUCCGGGGCGCAGGGCCUGUCCAGCCGCCGCAUGCUGCGCUCGGGGUCCGUUCGCUGCCUCCGCAGCGGCGCCAGGACCGGGGUUCUCCCGGGGGGCUCCCCCUGGGGGUCCCCGGUCCCUAGGAGUGCUCCUGUCCGGGCCCUGCGCGCCGCAGUCCCGCUCCGCUCUGACAUCUUCCGCGAGCUGGAGCAGGGCCUGAGGCGCAUGGGUCAGACCCUGAAGGAUCAGCUGCCGGCGCUGCGGCCGGGGGGCUGGGGGAACUGGACCCCCCCGGGCAUCCCCUCCGGGCCCCGGCCGCCCGAGGAAGCCGACGUGGUGGUGGUGGGGGGCGGCGUGGUGGGCUGGUCGGUGGCCUACUGGCUGAAGGCGCUGGAGGGGCAGCAGCACGGCAUGAAGGUGCUGGUGGUGGAGCGGGACCCCACGUACUCGCAGGCCUCCACGGUGCUGUCGGUGGGGGGCAUCCGGCAGCAGUUCUCGCUGCCCGAGAACAUUCGCAUGUCUCGCUUCUCCGCCGCCUUCCUGCGCGACAUCAACGAGUACCUCGGGGUGCCCAACGAGCCCCCCAUCGACAUCCAGUUCCAGCCCUCGGGGUACCUCUUCCUCGCCCCCACAGAAGCUGCUGCCAAGCUGGAGGCUGUCGUCCAGCUCCAGAGGGAGGAAGGGGCUCAAGUGGCUCUGCUGUCCCCAGCCCAGCUGAAGGAGAAGUUCCCCUGGAUAGACACAGAGGGUGUGGCUGUGGCCUCCUAUGGUCUGGAGGAUGAAGGCUGGUUUGACCCCUGGACCCUGCUCAACGCCUUCCGCCGCAAAGCCAUAUCCCUGGGGGUCCACAGCUGCUCCGGGGAGGUGCGAGGUUUUGUCACCACAGCUAAGGGCUUGACACCGGGAGGAGCAUCCCCACAGUUCGCACGCAUCAACUACGUCCAUAUCCACAUGCCAGACAGCCUGGAGUACCAGCCAGUGUCUUGUGCCAUCGUGAUCAACGCUGCGGGCGCCUGGGCCGGGAAGCUGCUGGAGCAGUCUGGGGUGCCAGAGGCGCUGCGGCAGCCUCCCCUCCCCAUCCAGCCCAGGAAGAGGUACGUGUUCUCCUUCCACUGCCCGGAUGGUCCUGGCCUCUCCUGCCCCUUUGUCGUCGACACCUCCGGUGCCUACUUCCGCCGCGAUGGCAUCGCUGGCAACUACCUUGGUGGCAUGAGCCCCCCCGAGGACGAGGAGCCGGACGCGGGGGACCUGUCGGUGGACCACGAGUUCUUCCCGGCGCGGCUGUGGCCGCUGCUCGCCCGCCGCGUCCCGCCCUUCGCCGCGCUGCGGCCCCGCGCCGCCUGGGCCGGCUACUACGACUACAACUGCUUCGACCGGAACGCGGUGCUGGGCCCGCACCCGCGCCUGGAGAACCUCUUCGUGGCGGCAGGCUUCAGCGGGCACGGCCUGCAGCACGCCCCCGCCGCCGGCCGGGCGCUGGCCGAGCUGCUGCUGCGGGGCCGCUACCGCAGCCUGGACCUGCGGCGCCUCGGCUGGCAGCGGCUGCUGGACGGCACCCCGCUGGAGGAGGGCGGCGUGGUGUGAGCGGGGUGCGGGCACCGGGGCGGCCGCAGGGGACCGGGGGGAGCGGGUGAGCGGGGCUGGCCUGAGUGUGACCGAGGGUGCAGGGUGAACGAGGCUGUGGAGUGACCGGAGCUGGCCUAGGUGUGACCGGGGCUAGCCUAGGUG